UGUUAAACGCGAUAAACACACUGCGGCGCGUUUUUUGAUAAAGAUGUAACAUCGUUUCUCUUGUGCACCUCGAUCCCGAAGCGUGGAGCAAUUGUGGGUUUCUGAUUGGCCGCACCGAAGCACAUGACCACCUGCUUUAACGGAAGUAGCAGACGACACGCACGAUCGCAGUCUUUUUCCUCGUGGUUUCGCUUGUUUAGUCCUCCCUUCAAUAGUCCUCCCUCCCUUCGCCCUUUCUCCUUUCAUUUCCAAAACCAUACCGAUUCCGACCGGUGACUAGUAUACAGUUUGAUCAGCCUCGUAUAGAACAGAACGAUGGCAGACCAAAACGCUGGACCGUCGUCAGUGACGACACCGAAAAAGAAACGAAAAGUCCGAGGGGAACUGGCAAAGGAUGAAGCCGAACCUUCGAGGAAGCAGCGCUUCCGCGAGGCAUGGUUGGAGCAUCCGGAGUUCAAGGGAUGGCUCGCACCGGACCCAAGAAACCCAUUUCGUGCAUCAUGUAAGGCCUGCAACGCAAGCCUGGUCGCCGGACACAGUGAGUUGACCAAACAUUCAAAAAGAGAUGCCCACAUAAAGGCAACCGCGGGGCUGAGAAAGCAGAACUUGAUGACAGCAUUCGUACAGAAGCCAAACCCGCACGAACAGAACGUAAAGACUGCUGAGAUCAAAAUGUCGGCUUUUGUGGCUGAGCAUGCCUUAUCCUUCAAGGCAAUGGAUCAUCUGGGCGAGCUCUCUAAGGUGGUCUUUCAUGACUCAGCCAUUGCCAAAGGUGUGAGUCUUCACAGAACGAAGUGUGAAUCUAUCGUAAAAAACGUGUUGGCAAAAGCGGAGACUGAAGUUCUCGUGCACAGGCUGGGAGCUUCGAAGUUUUCGAUAUUUGUAGAUGAGGGCACGGACAUAACGAACACCAAACUCCUCUGCUGUGUCGUCCGCUAUUUUUCAGAAGAGCAAGACCAAGUAAUCACACAGCUGUUGGAAGUCAUCCCACUUGACGCCAGGUCGUGCUCAUCAGAGUCGCUCGCCUCAGCUGUGGAGAAAUGCCUGUCUGAGAAGAAAGUCCCGCCAACCAACAUAAUCGCGCUCGCAUGCGACAACGCUGUGUGAUGGUGGGGGAGCGCAACUCCCUGAUGACAAGGCUGCGAGAGAAGGCGGAUGACAGUUUUAUAACCAUCCGCUGCAUCUGUCACUCGCUGCAUAUAGCAGC
Messenger RNA from Ixodes scapularis (black-legged tick), 1207 nucleotides. RefSeq lists its product as uncharacterized. Bases 316 to 1107 code for a protein of 263 amino acids. Lineage: Eukaryota; Metazoa; Arthropoda; Arachnida; Ixodida; Ixodidae. The transcript has a single exon. The record is from RefSeq and is a predicted model, not a curated record.